Molecule: messenger RNA, 721 nt
Organism: Glycine soja
Lineage: Eukaryota; Viridiplantae; Streptophyta; Magnoliopsida; Fabales; Fabaceae
Exons: 2
Coding region: 84-419 (111 amino acids)
Source: RefSeq, a predicted model, not a curated record
CUCCCCAAAAAUAAGCUUAUCCCAAUAUCCCAAGCCAAAAGUAUCUUCCUGAAAGAGCAACUGAACAAGCCAAGCUUCCCCCCAUGAAGUGCCUCCAGCUCCAAUCUUCACUGCUUCCCUUGCAUGCAAAACUCAAACCUCAGCCAAAUCAUACAAGCCACACCAGCCAAAUCAUACGUGCCCAGCAUUUCCCUUUAGCAAGUGAUCCAUUAACUACCAAGGCACUUCCACAUUCAAUGGUUGUUGCCCCAGCCCAAUCCGGUGACUUAUCCACCUUUCUCCCAAUAAGUGCGGUGCUUCUAUCGGCAUACUUCAUAGCAAAUUUUGUCGUGCCAGGUUUUCUUACCAACUCUUUCGGAUACGAUAAGUCAAACGAAGAGCAGAAGGUUGACGAUUCAAAUGAAAUAGAAGAUGAAUAGAUAGUCAAGGGAGGUCACGAAAGAAACAGGAUUACUUAAAUGUGAGAACUGAGCUCAGGAUCAGGAUGGUUGAUGCACUACUGCAUGGUUGUAUCAAUGUGUCUUUUGUUGUAUCUUUAGUUCGCAUUUAGAUUAUAAAAUAUCUCAAGUGUCAUUGGCGUUGCCCAUUAGUAUUAGCUAUUCUAGACUUGGUAGCGAUUACAAUCUCAUGAAAACCAAAUUGUUCCUGCCCUUGAUUCAGUGGGAUUACUACCCACAAAAAAAUAUAUAUUCAGCAAAAACAAAAAAAUAUUAGUAAAUCU